AUGACGACUGUAAGCACCGUGACAACGACUAUCAUUCUCGAGGCGGAGAAACCACAAUCUGUUCCGCUCGAGACGGUGAAAUACACCGAUCUCCUAGAGAAAGAUGCCCUUGAAACCUCUAAGCUUCUUCGAUCCUGCCAAAGCCCAGGGGUCUUCUACCUGGACAUAUCCGGCUGCAAUGCUUAUUUCAACGGCGACGCCUACCUCGAAAAUAUUCAGUUCUUGUCCCAACAGCAAGAAGAAUACUUUUCUCUACCGUUCCACGCUAAAAUGAAAGAUUAUCUCAACUUCCCUGCCGAGAAGGGAUACCAGUACUCCCAAGACAUCGAGACAUUCGACAUACCCUACAGUUCCUUUCAAGAGGAUGAUAUACCGUCUCCGCUGGAUGCUCUGUCGAUCUAUUUCAUGGUGGCACAUACACAUGCGAUUGCAAUCAAUCUAAUUCGCAGUCUAUCACCGUUCAUCGGCAACGAAGACGUCCGGAAAUAUAUUACCUCCAUGCACGAUGAAAGCGAUAUAUCGCGCUCCGGAAUGAAAUUAGAGAAUCUCAUGGCUGCGGAAAAGGAAAAGUCGGGGUAUAUGCAUGCCUCGGGGAGUACUGACGGAGGAUCCCUUUCACUACGUUUUUGCGACGAGGCGAUGAUCGAGUAUCUGGACGUGGAGACUGGGGAUUGGGCAUAUAUUGAGCCUCGUAGGGAUUGUCUGGUUGUCCAUGUGGGGGAUUUGUUAUGUGCUGCUAGUAAAGGCCAGUUCCGGGGGCCGCUGCAUCGUGUGGGACACCCGUUGGUUGGCGCUGAAGAUCGCCGGUGUAUGACGUAUCAUCUAUGGCCUACGGAUGGCUUGGGAUGGCGUGGUAGAUAG
Penicillium brasilianum is the source of this 861-nucleotide messenger RNA. NCBI's taxonomy places the organism in Eukaryota, Fungi, Ascomycota, Eurotiomycetes, Eurotiales, Aspergillaceae. The record is from the annotation of a GenBank genome assembly.